GUUUUUCUAUCACGUAUUCUCGUGGCUUUAACAUAACUAGUAACAGUCAAUAGCUAUGUCGUUUGUUCGUGUUAAAAGACGUCACAACGAAGAUCCGUUCAACUCAAUCGUCGUAUCGCACAAGAAAUUAAAAACUAUCGGUACAGAGUUCAGUAGAGAUUGUGUGUUUCAAUUUGCUGCAACUUUAAAAGACGAAAAUGAAAACUUAUCUCAAAUAUUGAAAGAGGUUCGAGAAGAAAGAUCCGUAAAAGAGCUAACAAAGAAGAACAAAAACAAAAAUAUUAAUGAUGUAGUUGAACAUUCUAAAGCAGAACGUUUGAAGCUAGUUAAUACUCUCAGAGCUGUUAAACAAGACACAGUACCCAUUGAAGAAAUAGAUGGAAAGAAUUCAGAAAUAAAAGUUGUUGAUUUUGUUAAGCAAGUAGAAGAUAAUGGCAAACCUCUAAUAGAUGAAGGAAUUUCAAUUGACUAUGUAUACGACUUGUAUUAUGCAUCCAAUAAUGAUAAUAAAUCAAUUGAUAUACAAGAUAUUGAUAGUGUACAUGGAUUAGAUUCAGACAAUUUUUACAAUAUUUGCCAAAAUAUUGAUAGCUCUGAUAAUGAUUCCUCACACUGUGAAGAUGAUGAUGAUUCCAAUGAUGAAGGGAAUUGGAGAAAUGAUUAUCCUGACGAAGAUGAAAUGGAUAACGAUGAAAAUGAUUAUUGUCAAAAUCUGGUUUCUAAAUCAAAACAAUGGAAUAUAAAUGAUGAUAGCAGUUCUGAUACCGAUGAAAAUAUUGAAGACUAUGAUUUACGUUUUGCAAGAUAUAAAGAACGUGUGAAAGCGGAAGAACAUUUUUUUUAUAAUAGUGUGGAUGAAAGUUCUGGUAGUACAAAUGAUUCAGAUGAUUAGAUUCUGUAAGAUAAAUAUUUAUAAUAGAUCAGUUGUGUUCACAAGAUUUAAUUUUAUCAAUUUUUAUUACAGUAGUAUAAUUUGUACUUUCAUAAUCUAAAUUUUAAAAAAAGAAUUAAAUAUUUAAUUUUUUUACUGUUUUAAAUUUGUAUAUAAUUGUAGUUAUUAAUUUCCCUGAAUUAAGUGUAAUAUUCAAAAUAAACAAACACAAUAUGGAACUGUGCCUAUUAAAUUAAAUGUUGACUCUCAAAUGUAAACCAACAUAUCGAUUAUAUUAUAUUAUUUUGAUCCACGUUGUGGAUUUUAGAUUAAUAAUUUAUAAUACAAUGGUAAAUAUUUAUUUUCUGACAUAUUA
Molecule: messenger RNA, 1247 nt
Organism: Acyrthosiphon pisum (pea aphid)
Lineage: Eukaryota; Metazoa; Arthropoda; Insecta; Hemiptera; Aphididae
Gene: fs(2)ltoPP43
Product: female sterile (2) ltoPP43
Biological process (GO): developmental process
Source: RefSeq, marked provisional